Molecule: messenger RNA, 618 nt
Organism: Heterobasidion irregulare TC 32-1
Lineage: Eukaryota; Fungi; Basidiomycota; Agaricomycetes; Russulales; Bondarzewiaceae
Exons: 3
Coding region: 1-618 (205 amino acids)
Source: RefSeq, a predicted model, not a curated record
AUGCACGCCCUCGCCCUCGCCCUGCUCCUGCUCGCAUCACCCCUCACCCUCGUCGGGCGCGCCACCAGCCACGGCCACGCGCACGGCGGGCCCAGCCCCGACGCCAGCACGCAGCCCGCCCGCGCGUCCUUCAGCGUGCACUUCCCGUGGGCGACGCGCAAGCGGUCCGUGCCCAGCCGCACCGGGCUCGAGGCGUUCUACCCCUUCUGCGGCGAGUGGGUGCACAACCCGCAGCCGUUCUCGGGCUACAAGCGCACCUUCCUCUCUUUCUCCGGCAACGCAGGCGACCUCGUGAGCGUGCACUACACGCGCGCGCGCGUCCCGCGCAAGCGCGAGGACUUCCCGUACGCGAUCGCGGCGGACGUGCCGAUCGCGCCCUCGGGGCAGCUCUGCUUCGACGUGCAGAUGCCGACGCCGACGGUGCCCGCCGCGCAGUCCGGCACCGCGCCCGAGUAUGGCGUCUUCCUCUUCUCGGCGCGCGACCCCGCGACGAACGCGACGGCGUUCCACUGCUCGGACGUGAUGCUCGUCGACGUCGUCGAUCUCGCGCAGGAUUACCCCGCGAUGUGUGCGCGGAACAACGAGACGCUCGUCCCGAUGCCUGAGGAGUACCUGUAG